Messenger RNA from Macadamia integrifolia, 2484 nucleotides. RefSeq names its product pentatricopeptide repeat-containing protein At2g06000-like. Gene Ontology annotation, molecular function: protein binding. Bases 226 to 1968 code for a protein of 580 amino acids. NCBI's taxonomy places the organism in Eukaryota, Viridiplantae, Streptophyta, Magnoliopsida, Proteales, Proteaceae. The transcript is spliced from 4 exons. The record is from RefSeq and is a predicted model, not a curated record.
AACCCAAAGGGUGUCUAUGUAUUCUGUAAGCCUAUUCCACCGCAUAGAGGGAGAAACUUGCCGAACUGAGAGAAAACAAGAGUCUAAAAGAGUUGAGGUUGCCGCCGGCAAGGAGGUACCACUCUUCCUAGUUCAUGGGUUCUGUAGCUUUCAGAGCCGAUGAUUUAGCACAAACUGGGAAGGCUCUAGGAUUACAAUGCUGCCUUUGGAGCUGUUGCUGUUGCAAUGAAUUCAGAUCACCAGCAAAAAUCUGAUUUUAAAUCAGGGCAGCAAAAGAAAAGGAUUAGUUGCAAAAAUGGCUGCAGAGAUUUGAGCUACUCAAGUAAUGGGUUCGCAUUCCAGAUGACCUUCCUUUUCUUCUCCACCUGUCGAUUACGGUUACGAGUGGCUGAUAUAUCAAUUGCCCGGUUCCAUGAUCAUGCUUUCAGAGGUCCCCGCCAUGGAGAGAUAGCCCUAGAUCGCUCUGAUGCUUGGGUUAUUAAGGUUGUAUAUACUCUAUGUGUUCGUUCAAGUUCUAUUGAUUCUUGCUUGCAUUAUUUCAGUAAGGUUUUGAAUCCCUCGAUUACUUACGGGGUCAUUAAACGCUUGAACGAUCCAAAGUUGGCUUUGAAAUUGUUUGAACUUAGUAGAGUGAAGUUGGAGCUUAACCAUUCUGUGAACACUUAUAAUUUUCUAGUGAAGUCACUUUGUCAAGUGGGACUCCACGAUGCGGCAAAAUUGGUUUUUGAUUGCAUGAGAAGUGAUGGGUAUUCACCAGAUGGUUUCAUUUUGGGGUUUUUGGUAUCUUCUUGUUCACAAGCGGGCAAGUUCAAUAUUUCCAAAGAAUUGCUUAUUCAAGCUCAAGGCAUUGGAAGAAGUGUGAACCCAUAUGCAUGUAAUAAACUAUUGGAUUUUUUGGUUAAAAGUAAUCAGGUAGAUGAGGCUGUUUGUUUCUUUAGAGAGCUUUCAAAGUCAUGCUUCUGUCCAGAUACUUGCACUUUUAAUAUUCUUAUCAAAGGCUUGUGCAGAUUAGGAGAAGUGAAUAAGGCUUUUGAGUUUUUUAAUAACAUGGGCAAUUUUGGAUGCUGUCCUGAUGUUGUUACCUAUAACACGCUUAUAAAUGGAUUGUGUAGGACUAAUGAGUUAGAUAGAGGGCAUGGGUUGCUAAAGGAAAUUCUAUCAAAACAGGGUUGUUCACCAGAUGUUGUGACUUACACAUCUGUCAUAUCAGGUUAUUGCAAGUUGGGCAGGAUGGAAGAAGCUUCCAAUCUUUUAGAUGAGAUGGUCUGUUCUGGAACCAAACCAAAUUUGAUUACUUACAACGUUAUUAUUGAUGGUUUUGGUAAGGCUGGUGAUAUGGAGUCAGCUGCAGCCAUUUAUGAUGAGAUGCUUCUUCGGGGAUGUCUUCCCGAUGUGGUUACAUUCAGUUCCUUGAUUGAUGGUUACUGUCGAAGUGGGCAAGUUGAUCAGGGUUUAAAGCUUUGGCAUGAAAUGGGCAACCGAAGUCUUUGCCCAAAUGAAUAUACUUUUGCUAUUCUCAUUAAUGCUUUGUGUAAAGAGAAUAGACUACAUGAAGCUCGUGAAUUUCUGAGUCAGUUGAAGUGGAGGAAUAUAAAUCCCCAACCGUUUAUGUACAACCCUGUGAUUGAUGGUUUCUGUAAGGCAGGCAAUGUAGAUGAGGCAAAUUCGAUUGUUGCAGAAAUGAAGGAGAAGCAAUGCAAGCCAGAUAAAUUGACAUUUACUAUUUUAAUAAUUGGGCAUUGUGUGAAAGGGAGAAUAGCUGAAGCAAUCAGUAUUUUCCAUAAGAUGUCAAGUACUGGUUGUAUCCCGGAUUCUAUUACUAUCAAUUCUUUGAUAUCUUGUCUUGUGAAGGCUGGCAUGCCUAAUGAAGCAAAUCAGAUUGUGCUAACUCUGGAGAAGAACUUUGGCUUGGGUUUAUCAUCUUCAAGAAAAGCCUUUGCACAAAUGGCUAUUCCUGUGGCUCUUUAGUGGAAAAUUUGAGCUAAAGUGUCCCUGAACCUGAAGUUGAUGGUGAGCUCAAUGGCUGCCUGGAGGUCCUUGAAGCAUUACAUUUGAAGCAUCUUCAGCUUGUGGAUUUUUUAUUAUAGAUGGUUGAUAUAUAAUUGAGUCAAACUGAAACCUACAGAGAGAGUUUUAUCAACCAAAUCGGAAGAAGGUUGCUGCUGGACUGUCUCUUGAGAGGUUGAAGACAAACUCAGAAUGGGGAGAACAAGGGAGCAUUGAGAGAUCAGAUUGCUACAAACUCAUUUUCGUAAUGUUCAGACUUUCGGAUAUCCGUUAUUGAAAUUAUGGCAAUUCAAGGUUCUUGUAUGCCUUAAUUCCUAUUACACACCCAUACAUGAUGCAUGUCCACAAUAUGGUGAUCCAAAGUAUGUAAUGUUCAGGUCAAAGGCAUAUAGUUUUCUUGUUAUUCAUUUAUUGUAACCUUUUAAAUUUUUGAAAACAAGGAAAGAAAAUAUAUUUUCCUUAAUGAUUCUCUUUGUU